Messenger RNA from Anopheles aquasalis, 2626 nucleotides. RefSeq names its product adipocyte plasma membrane-associated protein hemomucin (gene Hmu). Gene Ontology annotation, cellular component: endomembrane system. NCBI's taxonomy places the organism in Eukaryota, Metazoa, Arthropoda, Insecta, Diptera, Culicidae. The record is from RefSeq and is a predicted model, not a curated record. Gene Ontology annotation, molecular function: hydrolase activity.
GAAAAAAACAAAAAAAUUGUGGCUACGUGUUAGGUAAAAAUCACGUAAAUUAAUGAAAUAGCCGGUAGUCGUAGUACUAGUAGCUGUGAUUAAACUAAUUGCUCUCUCUCUCUCUAUCUCGGAGGAUCCGCCUUUUGUCCGGAGUGAAAGUACGAUCGACGGAGCGUGCGAUAUGGGUCUUUUUAGCCGGGUGCGAAGGGCUGUGAUCAACUUUUUGAUCUUCUUCUUCCUGAUUGUGCUGUUGCCUGGACUGCCGCCAAACACGACCUUCCCGUUCGAAGGAUUCAGGAUAUCGAAGCCGCGCGAGCUGAAAGGAGCGCUCGAGCUGACCGAUCAUCUCGACAACGCGGAACGACUAUUCGAGGGAAAGAUCUAUGGCCCGGAGGCGAUUCUGGUGAAUGGGAAGGAUCUGUUUACUACGAUUCACGGCGGUGAGGUGAUCCGCAUCAAUGGCCAACACAUCACGCACAUUGCCAAGUUUGGUAAACCCUGCGAGUUGUCUUUCGAAGAGGAAAUCUGUGGCCGACCACUCGGUCUGGCAUUCGAUACGAAGGGCUCCAACUUAAUCGUGGCCGACGCCUACUACGGUCUGUGGUCAGUGGAUUUAGCCAAGGGUGGUGAAAAGAAGCAGCUCGUCUCCCCGGAUACCGUGCUGGAUGGCAAGGGAGUGAACCGUAAACCAAAGCUGUUCAACAGUGUGGCCGUUGCCCGAAAUGGAGACAUCUUCUGGACGGACUCAUCGUCGGACUUUACCAUCCAGGACGGAGUGUUUACCGUCUUUGCCAACCCGUCCGGUCGCUUGUUCCAGCUGGAUCGUGCCACCGGUAAGAAUAAGGUGCUGCUGGAUCGACUCUACUUCGCGAACGGUGUUGCGGUGAGUCCGGACGAGGAGUUUGUCCUGGUGGCGGAGACGAUGGCUUCUCAGAUCCGGCGUUACUAUCUGAAGGGCCCGAAGGCAGGCACCGAUGAUGUGUUCAUUGAUGGGCUGCCAGGUUUGGUCGAUAAUCUGAUCGCGGAUGCUGAAGGCAUUUGGGCACCGCUCAUACAGGCGGUGGACAGUGAAAAUCCGGCCAUUUCUCAGCUCAUAUCGAACGUUCCGCUUAUCCGCAAGUUCCUCAUCCGUAUGCUCGCGUUGGCAGAGCUACCGAUACGAUUGAUUCAUCAGGUGCUGCCGAAUGUGCACACGCAGCGACUGAUUCAUGCGAUUGGCCACUUUGAGUCGAUUAACUUCCUGGCACCGAGUCGUCAAACCGUGGUCAAAAUCAGCUGGGGAGGUAAACUGCUUGGAUCGUUGCACGGUACCGAUGGUACCGCUGGCGGUAUUUCCCAUGUCGCCCAAAUGGGUGACCAUCUGUAUCUGGGCUCACCGUUCAACAAGUUCUUGGCCCGUGUUCCGGCUCCGAAAAUGCCCAAGAUUGAAGUGCGCGAUAUAAAGUACAAACCGGCCACGGAAACUAUGCCACCCCCAGCCAAACCUGCGCCAACCACAACUACGACGGCGAAGCCUACCACGACUACGACUCCUAAACCGACGACGACGACUACUACGACGCCUAAACCGACGACGACGACCCCAAAACCGCCUACCACGACAACAACUACCCCAAAGCCUACUACAACGACGACUACCACCCCGAAGCCAACGACCACUACUACCACCACGCCAAAGCCAAAACCGACGACGACGGCCACGCCAAAGGCUACCACCGCCAAGCCUAAACCACAAUCAGAGACAAAAACGGCCGAGAAGAAACCGGAAACCACGAAACCCCCGGCCGCACCAACGACUACUGCAGCUCCACCGACUACGACUACUGGAAAACCAGUGGAUCCGGCUCCAAUUCACGAGGCGGUGCCCAACGAUACUCCCAAACCGAAGCAAGAGAAAUUGAAGAUAAUUAAGAAGGGAGGUGAGCAAGGGGAACUGUAAGGGAGCAAUACAACGAAACGUGUCCGUGGUGUCUAACUGCACAAAAAGAACUCUUCAUCGGAACGGUGUUCUAAAGGUAUCGUGUUAGGAGGUAGCGGGCGUAAUUUUUUUUAACUGCUCCAUUAAUUUUUGAUUAGCUCUCAAACGUUACCGUUAAAUUUAACUUCCAACAAUCUACAAUUCUGAGCAUCGCCGCGAACCACAGUAGAUAGCGCAUUCCAGUGCAAAAUGAUUAACCAGUGCGAAAUGGAGCCGCCCCGUUAAUUGCAGCUAAUAAUGUUAAACAUUCUUGUUAUAUUCAUUCCAUGCGUGAUGUGUGUUGUUCGGCUUUCUUUCUUUUCUACACGCGAGAUUUUGUUUUUGGGUUUUCUCUUUUGUGAUUUUCAUUUCCAUUUCCAGUUAUUUCUAAGUGAACCAGAACCCAACAUGAGAACAACAUAAGAUCACUUUCGUCGUUUUUCUUCUGACGAAAAAUUGGCCAGCGAUAAGUGAGGAUAGGCGUAGCGUAGUAAUCACAUCGUAGGAAAAUACUAAGUACUCAUUGAAAUUGGAUUUGGAUCUGUCGUACUCGUUUGGUUGUAAUUAUUGUUAGCUCGAGGGAUAGCUGCUGCGUCCGUUUUGUAUUCUUCGUUCACAAUCAAUCUGUCCAGGGGUCCAAAUGGAGAUGGAUAAAUACAUAUUUGAAUUGCUUGGGGA